This is a messenger RNA of Acanthosepion pharaonis, 501 nucleotides long. The record is from the annotation of a GenBank genome assembly. Lineage: Eukaryota; Metazoa; Mollusca; Cephalopoda; Sepiida; Sepiidae.
AUGCUAUUAUCUAUAUUAUUGCUUUCUUCCUUUACUCUUUUUCUUAAUCUUACAUUCUUUCUUUUCUCUUUCUUUCUUUUCCUUUUUUUCUCUUCUUUUUCGUUCUCUUUUUCUUUUUUAUUUCUUUUCUCUUUCUUUGUCCCUUAUUUUCUUUCUUUUUUCUUUUAUUUUUCAUUCUUCAUUUUCUUUCUUUUUUAUUUUUUCUCGUUCUUUUUUUCAUUUAUCGUUAUUUUCUGGGUUUUUUUCUGUUCUUUCAUAUUUUUUUUCAUUUUUUCUCUUAAUUUUUCAUUCUUUCUUUUUUUUUUUCUUCCUUUUUUUCUCUUCUGUUUCUUUUCUCUUUUUCCUCCUUAUUUUCUUUUAUCUUUCUUUCAUUUUGCUUUAUUGUUUCUUUCAUUUAAAUUCUUUUCUUUUCUUUACCUUUCUCUUUUCUUUUUCGUUCUCUUUUCUUUUUCUUUUUUUACUCGUUUUUUCUUUCUCUCUUUUUCUUUAAAUUCUUUUUAA